Trichoderma citrinoviride is the source of this 717-nucleotide messenger RNA. Its product is annotated as P-loop containing nucleoside triphosphate hydrolase protein. The record is from RefSeq and is a predicted model, not a curated record. Gene Ontology annotation, molecular function: ATP binding; kinase activity. Lineage: Eukaryota; Fungi; Ascomycota; Sordariomycetes; Hypocreales; Hypocreaceae. Gene Ontology annotation, cellular component: cytoplasm. The transcript has 3 exons. The coding region runs from base 1 to 717 and encodes 238 amino acids.
AUGGAGUCUCAAGUGCAGAGACUGGUGGACAAGGUCUGGAAGAGGUUCCAGGAAACACCUCAAGAUCGACGUCUGUUAAUCGGAAUAGCCGGCAUCCCAGGCUCAGGCAAAACAACCCUCGCCCAAACCAUCACAAACAGCCUCAACGCCCUGUCCCUCCAAACAUCUCCCUCGUCCCCUCCCCCCGCCACCUUCAUCCCCAUGGACGGCUUCCACCUCACCCGCGCCGCCCUCUCCGCCAUGCCCGACCCGGCCGUCGCCCACGCCCGCCGCGGCGCCCCCUUUACCUUUGACGCCCCCAAGUUCCUCUCCCUCGUGCAGUCACUACGAGAACCCAUCAUCUCAGAGUCGGGGGAAACGAUAUUCGCGCCGUCGUUUGAUCACGCCGUCAAGGAUCCCAAGGAAAACGACAUUGCGGUGCUGCCGACGCAUCGGAUCGUCGUGCUGGAGGGGAAUUACCUCGCGCUGGAUAAGGACGUGUGGCGGGAUGCCGCGGCCUUGCUGGACGAGCUGUGGUUCGUCGAGGUCGAUUUCGAGGUGGCGAGGAAGAGGUUACGCGAGAGGCAUGUCCGCGCGGGCAUUGUCAAGACCGUGGAAGAGGGUGAUAGGAGGGCCUUGGAGAAUGAUCUCGUGAAUGGGAGGGAGAUUGUGGACUUUCGGUUGCCGGUACACGAGGUAAUUCAGAGCAAAGAGGAUGGAACUUGGGUGCACGAAUAG